Molecule: messenger RNA, 3021 nt
Organism: Alternaria triticimaculans
Lineage: Eukaryota; Fungi; Ascomycota; Dothideomycetes; Pleosporales; Pleosporaceae
Exons: 4
Coding region: 1-3021 (1006 amino acids)
Source: RefSeq, a predicted model, not a curated record
AUGACUCUGGAAACCUCUCACAUGUGCCCAGCGAACGGUUUCAGAGAGCCUUAUCAGUAUGUCAGCGUCAAGUUGGGUUACUUUAACAUUGAGCGCUUGCUCGAAAAGAGACUGAGCAUGCACUAUCGAGACACCCAGCCAGAGGCCACGAACCGCAUUGCUGAGUAUCUCGAGGAGAAAGCUGGUGGCAACAUAACAAUUGCGUUGUUGUAUCUGGAAGAUGUUUUUAUCCGGGACGAGAUCGCUACUUUCAACACAGAUCGGGUCGAUGACAGGCUGCCCAGGGAUGUCAUUGCUUAUUUCGACACCGAGAUGAGCUUCAUCGAGCGCAAACCGGAACCAGAACGUUUACCUCCGUUACAUGCAAUUGCUGCCGCUGCGCACCAUUCGAAUGGCAUUUCCCUGGAAGAAUUGGACCAAUCUGUUGAAGACGUCUUUACUGCAGCAAAUGGAUGGCUCACAGAUCUUCGCACCGUAGACCGGAAAGUGGAAAUAUGCUGCCAACCCGCCUUCCCUUUGUAUGUGAAAGAGAAGUACAAUGAUUCGUUGGAACGAGCGAGACGCCGAGUCGAUUCGACAGCGGAGGGAAGCCCUGGUGCUAUCUUAUCACAUCAGUUCCAAGAGACAUCCUCAUCAGACCAAACACCUGAUCUCUUGGGAAGCACAUUCGACACAUUGACAAGCGAAAGGCCUCUCCCAACACUGCUCACGAGCCUCAAACAUGGCCUUGGCAUCCGCGAGCCGGAGGAUACCUACGAUCGGACUUUGUUCCUUGACAAGGACGAAAAACUAGUCCAAUCGCCUCCUAGAAUGAACAGCGCCGAGUAUGUACCGAGUAUGUCUCGGGGUAUCUUUCAGGACCAUGAGCCCAGAAGAAAGGUCACGCAAGCGGAAACGGCAUCAAAACAGUCGCCAAUGGGCGUAUGUGACUUUUGCAUCAGCAGUGUGUUAGAGUCCGCUGCAUCUUCCGGCCAACAUCGAGCCUCGAUAGAUGGUACAAAUAUCGCUUUGAACCAAUGCACAUUUUGCACAUCGCUCUACGCCAACAUGGAGCACUUCCUAUCGAACACUGAAGACUGGCCACUGUAUCACUGGACCCUUCGAGCGCUGCCACGCGGCAGGGAGCUAAGAGGAUCGAUGAUGCUGCGGUUUCGGUCUUCUCAUCCGAAAUUUACAACCAAGUCUUUCCGAGUCCUACCAGGAACUGAUCUGUAUGUGCCUGCGCCUGAGGAUCUACCAGAAACAACACAUCCAGAACUCAGUGGAGGGACUCAGAUCAACAAAUGGAUGAACACUUGUAUGCGCGAUCAUCAAGACUGCAGCAAGGCCUGGCACGACCAACGAUCCAAACUCUCCUUCCUACCGACGCGACUUCUGGAUGUUGACACUGGAGGUGACAAUGUCAUCCGCUUAGUAGAUACCAAAACGACGAAUGUCAAGGGCCCCUACUGCACGUUGAGCCACGCUUGGGGACCACGAGAGAAGCCGUUCCUCACUACCACCGUGUGGAACAUGGCGAAGCAUCUAAUCACAGGCAUUACUCUGGACGAGCUUCCAGACAACUUCCAAGAAGCGAUACGGGUGACCCGCUUCUUGAAGGUGCGGUAUAUCUGGAUUGAUAGUCUCGCGAUCGUUCAGGUUCCUUUCGGCGACUUUGCAAAAGAAGCCGACCUCAUGCACAAGGUGUAUCGGUACUCGCAUUGCAAUAUCGUUGCAGCGGACUCAAAGGAUGCAUACGGCGGUCUGUUCAGGGAACGCACACCUCACAAAAUCCUUCCGGUCAAGUACCAAGGUACUGAUGCGCGUCAUCAUUUGGGGGAGAAGAGUUGGACGAUUGUUCCGGCGGAUCUCUGGGAGAAAGAACUUCUAAGCUCACCCAUAUAUGGCCGUGCAUGGGUCUUUCAAGAACGCAUCCUCUCUCCCCGCAUCCUCCACUUCACAAAGCAUCAGAUCUUCUGGGACUGCGGCACGCUCUCAGCCUGCGAGGUAUUCCCAAAAGGACUUCCCUUUCCUCUCGACCACAAAGCGAGCACGGAUCGACACUGGAGAGGACGGCUAGCCAAAAGCACCGUCUCAUCCAACGCACUCAUCGGCGUCAACGACAACGAAAGCUCCUACACUUUCUGGAUGUCCGCGCUUCAAAACUACACGGAAUGCGAACUGACCAAUCAAGGCGACAAGACAAUCGCAAUCUGGAGUAUCGCAAAACUGCUACGUGAUUUCAUGAGCGAGCAAUACGCUGUGGGUAUGUGGUCUGAGGCGCUCGAGGAGCAACUGGCAUGGAGAGCGCGGGAUACUAAAUCAUGUGAGAGGAUACCGGAGCUCGAUCUCAAUAUCCCCAGCUGGUCAUGGGCCAGUAUCAAAGGUGCUGUUGUGCCUCAGCACCGACUGGCCAUACGAUCGUAUAAUAUCACAGAUCAUCAUGGAGCUGUCGUCCAAUUCACGGUCAAAGAAGAAACCAGGCAAGGUGACAAGGAGCCUGUAUUAAAGAGCAGGAUGUUGGCACUGAAACCCCACAUGAACCUCGGGCGACUGGUAGAAGUGCAAGAAGACCAAUACCGUCUCCAGUGCCUGAACGUUAGUUUCAGCGACGCAAUUAAACUAGAUGUCUUCCCCGACACCCCGGUAGCCUGCACAGGCAUCAAUCGGGUUUAUUGCACAUUCAUCAUCCUCGCCGCAUCCGCCACUCCAAACCCCACCAACACCCCCCAAGCGCCCCAGACGUACUCUGGCGUGGGUCUCCUCCUCAUCCCACACUCUGCCUGGUUCACCGAGCAAGAAAAGCUAUACCACGAAUACAAAAGCGCAAUCGCAGGCGUAGAGCUGUCUCAAGCACAAAGAUGGCGACUGGACGCAUUCGAGAAACUCACGUUGCAGCAGUCAGAGCGAGUCAUGAAGAUGGGAGGGAAGAUUGAAAGCGUGUAUCGGCGGAUCGGAUCGUUGCAGUUCCGCGAUCUGGAUGAGCGGGCUUUCAAUGAGAUGACGAAUGACCGGGAUAGGGAGGAUAUUUGGUUGGAGUGA